GUGCAAGAAGCGCCGGGUAAGGCUGAGCCCAUGAUUUUCCCAGUCCCAGUUCCCAACCAGCAGGCACUGUGGCGGCUCUCUAACCCUCCAUUCAGAAACGCUGCAGCCAUACAUUUGACGAUCAAGAUGCCCCGGCCAACGGAAGCCCUACCAAAAUCGGCCAUUCCGGCACCACCGCCCUUGAUGAUGACCCGCCUCUUCAACACCACCAAAGGGGUGAUGGCCAUGUUCACCCUGUCGUGGCCAACUCGACUUCGUCCUUUGGUGUCAUGGCGAGUGGUGGCUACAGCACCCAUGAUGCGAAUAGGCAACCGACGCCGCCCAACUUCCUAGGCUACCUGAAUCCAGAGGCCGUACUGAGGGAGCAAGUCCAUCACGAGAGGGGCAAGACGAAUCAGUCACCUAGCAUUCCGUCGAUUGGGCAGUGGGUCGACGGGCAUGAGGCGGGGAGGUCGCCGAAAAGCCAGCCCGGACAGCAAAAGGGACGCCUUGAUGAGACGACGCAGCAGGCCACCACCGCACAAGAAGCCGCCGUGCAGAGGGCCCUUCAUGCUUACCUCGAUGCAGUGGGAGUGGCGAUUGUGCCUCCAAGGGAACACCAAAAAGCUCUGUUGAACAUCUACUUCACCUAUGUGCAUCCUCUGCUCCCCAUCGUAGACCAGAACCUCUUCACCAAGUGGUACGCCGAGGAGCGGGAGCCGCGGAUGCUGCUCCAGGCCAUUUGCAUCGUGGCAUCCAAGCACGCAGAAGCGGCCGACCAUCUUCUACUCGGAGCCGACCCGCGGGUAUUGCGGCCGCGGGACUUUUCUCAAAGGCUGUACAAUGCAGUCAUUGCAGGCAUUGAAGCCAAACUCGAGAAGAACCGCGUCAUUCUCAUCCAAGUCCUGGCGUUGAUAUCUCUGCACUGCGAAGGCCCCGACGGGGCAGAGCAAGCGUCGAUGCAUCUUGCCCAGGCUAUCCACCAUGCACAUACUUUUGGUCUCCAAUUCGGGCACCAGUGGAAGGGCCAAAAGUCAGACUCGCAAGAGAAUCUCGAGGAUCUGUUCUGGUGUCUUUGGAGUCUGGACAAGAUUAACGCCUGCAUGAAUGGACGACCGCUGCUCAUGCACGAUCGAGAUAAUGGCCUUACCAAGCUUCCGCAGGAUCCGGAGAAGCGGUCGAGUCCGUUUGGCGUUUGGUUGCAGAUCGCGGAGAUGCUCGACAGGGUCAUUGAUUUUUACAGACCGGGCAGGUCGCCAGAAGAGACGGGCUGGGAAACCGACGACUUUUUGGGGUUUGAAGAAAUGGUUGGAGAUGGUGAAGACAAGUUGGACGGGCCGAUCAUGAGCCUGCUCUCCCUCUUCCACCACGCCAUGUGCAUGGCCUCUCACAAGUCCCUCUCCAUCAACGACCCCGUCAAGGCCACCCCGUCCUACACCCGCCAGUCGCUCUCCGCCACUCGCGUCAUCUCUCUCCUCAAUGCCGAACCGCCCGAAACCCUUCCUCCACUCCCCUUGGUCCCCUACACCCUCUCCUUGGCUCUCAGCGUCGUCUACCGCCACUUUCGUUGCCGCCGUCUCAAAGUCCACAUCAAGCGCGCCACCGACGAGCUCAAACAAUGCGUCAUGCUCCUUAACCGCCUCCGGAAUGCCUGGUGGUCCGCUGGACAAAUGGCAGACCUCGGCACUGCCGUCCUGAAUAAUGCGGACCGCAACACGCGUACUGCCAAUACACCUGCCGUUGCCACAGAGGCCGACCACCACCAUGCUCUCUUUGGUAGCCAGCCCCAUGACGAACUAGUCACUGAGCAAAAAGAGCAAGCAUCCAUUCAAGCCCCACAUCACGCGCCACCAGGCCCUUCGUCUAAUCACCACCGUCAAUGGCAGCAACACCACCUGGACGCCUCCAUCGAUCCCCGCCUCCACUCCCAGGUUCCCCGGGCGCAUUUGGCGAGUGGCCUCCUCAAUCCUCUUCCCACGAUUAUGGAGGUCCAACACCCGACGAGCAGUGAACGUUCUUCUGACCGCCCGCUUACUUCACUCCUCUCCACACCGCAGAACCCGACCACCAAUCUUCUACACAAUAAUACCAGUACCCAGCAACAACAACACCAACAACUGACCAUUGGCCCUUCAGUCGCCACCUCGCCAGCACCCUCGUCGGCGGCCGCAGCGGCGACUCUAGACCUCGAUUUUUCGGACCCGUCACCCGAUGAAUGGCUCAACUUCGACAAUGCGUUUCAGAAUUUCUCGGGCUUGCUGGGGGGUUCCGGGGCGGAUUUGAGCAAUGAGCUGUUUAGGCCGUUGAGUUACGAGAUGGAGGACUUUUGACGGUUAGGGAGGACGAUAGGAUGAUGGGGAUUUAAGUAGGUUGGUGGUAUUUUUGGAGGAUUGGGGGGAAUGGGGGGAAUGGUGGGCUGAUGGUGGUUGGUCGGCUGGCU
Molecule: messenger RNA, 2419 nt
Organism: Westerdykella ornata
Lineage: Eukaryota; Fungi; Ascomycota; Dothideomycetes; Pleosporales; Sporormiaceae
Exons: 2
Coding region: 270-2309 (679 amino acids)
Biological process (GO): DNA-templated transcription
Molecular function (GO): zinc ion binding; DNA binding
Source: RefSeq, a predicted model, not a curated record